Anopheles bellator is the source of this 1049-nucleotide messenger RNA. It is a transcript of the gene Cisd2, whose product is annotated as CDGSH iron-sulfur domain-containing protein 2 homolog. The transcript is spliced from 3 exons. NCBI's taxonomy places the organism in Eukaryota, Metazoa, Arthropoda, Insecta, Diptera, Culicidae. Gene Ontology annotation, cellular component: mitochondrial outer membrane; intracellular membrane-bounded organelle. Gene Ontology annotation, biological process: regulation of autophagy. The coding region runs from base 230 to 628 and encodes 132 amino acids. Gene Ontology annotation, molecular function: 2 iron, 2 sulfur cluster binding. The record is from RefSeq and is a predicted model, not a curated record.
ACCACAAUUUCUACUCUCAUUCUCUCCGUUGGUAGCGAGGUAGUUCCGUUGUCGUUUUUCAUUGCUGAUCGUUGUGUAGCGAUACAACAGAGCAAACGCAAAGCGGACGAAAUCGUGACUUAUUAACUAGGCCAUUUCACUACCUUAAGCUGUUCAGUGCUUUCUUGAACGUACGAAGAAGAAAACAGUGUAAGCUAAUCACAUCAGAAACUCCAUCAUCAUCAUCGCCAUGCAGCUUAUUUCGGGACUCGUGAAAACAACGCUACCGAAUUAUUUCUCUGCGCUGCCAAUUCCGGACAGUUUCGGCGGUUGGUUCCGGUUAGGAUUUAAGGAUUGGCUAUCGCUAGUCCCACCGUCGGCCGCAGUCGCCGGUGUCGUGUACAUGUCCUAUUUGGCGUUCUGCCCGGAGGCGCGGCCGAAACAAUCGAAAAAGGUGAAUAACUCGGUUCGUCUUGAUGAGCCCAAGGUAGUCGAUAUGAUCGAUAUCGAGGAUAUCACCGAAAAGGCUGCUUUCUGUCGAUGCUGGAAGUCUAAAAAUUGGCCUUAUUGCGAUGGUUCGCACGGACCGCACAACAAGGAGUGUGGCGACAACCUUGGUCCGGUGGUGGUGCAGCGAAAGAAAAACUAAUCGCGCAACCUAAACACACUUACGCGUCUCCUAGUGUCCAGAGGGGUGUUGUAUUCAUUGCAAGUAGAAAAAAGACGAAAAUCACAUGUUCCAAAAUACUUUGCACUUUGCUUUUAAUUUGCAUAUUGUUCUUUCCGAUUUAAUGAAAGUUUGGUCAGUCGGAAUUCGGGCCAAUGCAUAGCAUGGGCCUGAGGCAAAAUUAAAGUGCUCAAAGAGAGAAAUUUCGGGAGGAAAAAACUUACUGCUUGCCAGUGGCUUACAUAUUUGUUAAUUAUCAAAAACACCUGGUGCUCGAUGCAGGAAUCUACGGUAUACUGUCUGUUCGUCUUUGUUCUGUCAUUCGCCAAGUUUAUCUGGUUUUCUUAUCAUUCGUAAUUGUAAACACAUUUUUGAAAUGCAAAAAUAAAACACCAAACCUUCA